GGAAGGCGGGGCGGAGAGGGCCGGGGGCGCGGCCCUGGGCGCACCGCACUCGGCCCUGGCCCGGAGUGCGGGCUGAGGGUUAGUUCUGUCGCUUCUCCGGAAGAAUGAGCCUGGCGCCACUUCCUCGCCUGUUGGUUAGGUUCUUGCCGAGCGUUGUCGGGGUCGCCGUGUCGACGAGAAGUGAAAGGGUAGGCAGUCAGCAGGCACUAGGGACAGAGGUGCUCCAGCCGAGGAGGCGCGCGCCCUAGGGUGCAGGUGAAAUAGGGGAGGCGGGAGCCCUGGCUGGUUGUAGCCCCAAAGACAAGUCCCUGUUGCCGCUCCUGGGGACUGGACAUUCCCGGAACCGAGAGCACCCCAGCUAAAGUCUCCAGUGAAUAUUGAACUGCUGAGGAAUUUGGGAAAAGACAAAUCAAAGUUCUCAUUCCAUGGAUCCCUUAGGUGCACCUUCCCAAUUUGUGGAUGUGGAUACACUACCAAGCUGGGGUGACUCAUGUGAAGAUGAAUUCAAUUCCUCUGAUACCACAGCUGAGAUAUUUCAGGAAGACACUGUUCGAUCACCUUUUCUUUAUAAUAAGGACAUCAAUGGGAAAGUAGUUCUUUGGAAAGGAGAUGUGGCGUUACUGAACUGUACAGCCAUUGUGAACACCAGCAAUGAAAGCCUCACAGAUAAGAAUCCUGUGUCAGAAAGUAUCUUCAUGCUUGCGGGGCCUGAUUUGAAGGAAGAUCUCCAGAAACUUAAAGGUUGCCGAACAGGUGAAGCCAAAUUGACAAAAGGAUUCAAUCUAGCUGCCCGGUUCAUCAUUCACACAGUGGGACCUAAAUAUAAAAGCCGCUACCGCACAGCAGCCGAGAGUUCCCUUUAUAGCUGCUACAGAAAUGUGCUUCAGCUGGCAAAAGAGCAGUCAAUGUCUUCUGUUGGCUUCUGUGUCAUCAAUUCUGCAAAACGUGGUUAUCCUUUAGAGGAUGCAACACACAUAGCACUUCGCACUGUAAGGAGAUUCCUAGAGAUUCAUGGGGAAACCAUUGAAAAAGUAGUAUUUGCUGUCUCUGAUCUUGAAGAGGCUACUUACCAAAAGCUGCUACCUCUGUACUUCCCGAGGUCGUUAAAGGAGGAGAAUCGAUCGUUGCCGUACCUGCCUGCAGACAUUGGCAAUGCAGAAGGGGAGCCUGUGGUGCCUGAACGACAGAUCAGAAUCAGUGAAAAGCCUGGUGCUCCAGAUGAUAACCAAGAAGAGGAGGAUGAAGGCUUGGGAGUUGAUCUGUCUUUCAUUGGCUCUCAUGCUUUUGCUCGGAUGGAAGGAGAUAUUGACAAGCAAAGAAAACUGAUCCUCCAGGGACAGUUAUCAGAGGCAGCUCUGCAGAAGCAGCAUCAGAGAAAUUAUAAUCGCUGGUUAUGUCAAGCAAGAUCUGAGGAUCUAUCUGAUAUUGCUUCUCUAAAAGCCUUAUACCAAACAGGUGUUGAUAACUGUGGUCGAACAGUGAUGGUGGUAGUUGGAAGAAACAUUCCCGUAACAUUAAUAGAUAUGGAUAAGGCUCUCUUAUAUUUCAUUCAUGUAAUGGAUCACAUUGCUGUGAAGGAGUACGUAUUAGUGUAUUUUCACACACUGACCAGCGAAUACAAUCACCUGGAUUCUGACUUCCUGAAGAAACUCUACGAUGUUGUUGAUGUCAAGUACAAGAGGAAUUUGAAGGCUGUUUAUUUUGUUCAUCCCACAUUUCGUUCAAAGGUGUCAACAUGGUUUUUUACCACCUUUUCUGUCUCAGGACUGAAGGACAAAAUCCAUCACGUGGACAGCCUCCACCAGCUAUUUUCUGCCAUAUCACCAGAACAGAUCGACUUUCCUCCCUUUGUCCUUGAAUAUGAUGCCAGGGAAAACGGGCCUCACUAUACAUCAUAUCCCCCAUCACCAGAUUUGUGACCUGCCAUCUUUCAGUGCUUCUUGGUUCCCAGGAUGCCACUUCCUCCACAAAUUGCUACCUGUUGAAGUGAUAAUUCAUUUUUGCUGUACAGACCCAGAGAGCCUUUUGUCCCCACCUCUCUGGUAUUUUUUUAUUGACUGUAUAUUUUCUGGCACAUAAACAAUCUAAAAAUGGUAGGCCAUUCUGAACUGCAUACAAUUUAAAUUUGUAUAUUUAUAUCAAAUGUAAAUGUUCAUUUUUAGAUUGUCGUUAAUAGAAAUGGGGAGCAACUUUUGAGUAUCUUUAGUUUCUUGAAGGACACCAAAUUCCGCGUUAUAUAAACCACCAAGACUAUUCACAUCAUCUCUUUAACAUUGCACGCUUCCUUUGUGUACUUAAUUGAUUCUCGAAAUAUACAGAUCCAAUGUAUGCUAAUCAGAUGCAUUGUUUGCUUCAGAUCCAUGGUGUUAACACCAUGUACAUUUUAUAAAGAUAAUUUGGCUAUGUUAAAAGAGAAUUAUCUGGGACCAAGAAUGUGGAAAUGUAUCUGACAAAAACAUCAAAAUCAUUAGCAAAUACAGGACUUAGAAUGUUAAUGUACAAGUUAAGACUAAAGUUUAAGUACUGAGGUUCCUUGGAUGAUAUAAUUUGUUAAGAUUGCCACUAUUCUAAUCUCAACAGUGUGGGGAAACAAGAAGACUGUAUCUUCAGCCUUUUUCCUAUCAUCAUGGAUGAUUUGGUCUUAUUCAGAAGGACCGCACAUACUAGUACUCUUAACAGCAUCUCCCAAGACUCCAGUAGUGAGCAGAGAGUGUGCUGUCUUCCAGAGUCAUGAACGAUUUUGGUUAGCUAUUAGGUCUACUACCUCUAAGGACAUUUCAUAGCAGCAUCUCUUGAGUUGCCUGCAUCCGUGUGGAGGAAGUAUGUCACAGUGAACAAAUCCAGAGACCUGAUAAUUUGCAGACCACUUUUACCACUCAGGCUCUACUUGUGCCUUAGCUUGCUUAUGAAUAAAAAUUAGAAUUAUGCUGUCUUCCUCACAGAGGUAUCAUGAAGAUAGCAUUUAGAAAGGGCUUUGUUGUGGUGGGUUAUCUUCAGUUAGUUUUUAAAUGGGAAUAAAUAUAUAUGAGGGAAUGCUACACAGCAUUCCUCUUGUCCUUGAUACCAUUUGAGUGAUUUUUCUUUUUGUGGGGCAGCCUUUUUGUGGGGCAGGUCCUAUAAUUCACCUCCUUCCUGCUUUGUCCAGAGUCACUUCUGGCCUGCUCCUCCCUGGAUGCUGUACUUCAGUGAGAGGCAUCUGUUGGCCAUUUUAAACGUUUAUUCUUGAGUUAAGAUGAAACCAUUGUUAUUCCCAUCUGGGUAUCUUCAUACUCUUGUUUGAUUGCUACAGCCACCUCCCCAUGGCCUCAUCUUUCUCACCCCAUCAUGUGCAUCGGCAGUUGAGAGGAAAAAAGCAGAACCUUUCUGUUCCAUCGUGUGCUCCAGAUCAGUGCUUCCAAGGGCCCAUUCUUUUUUGCCCAAACCAAUUCUUCAUUGGAGAUCAAAGAAACAUACUCUCUUUAUUUACAAUAGGGAAACCCCCCUAUAGUUGCAUUAAAUUCAUCCUGUAUUUUCUCAUAUAAACAAGAAGGGGCUUUACAUUUUUUAGAUAACGGUUCUUACCUUUUGCAUGUAUUGAACACAUUGUCUUUGUGUCAGACCUCAAAUUGCUCGAUCCUUAAUACAUCUAUGUCAAGGUCGUCUUUUGUGUCCCCUAGGUUACCACAUCCAGGCAGCCAGUCAGAUGUCAGCUGUUUAAAAAAAAAACUUUCUCUCAAAUAAUACUUUUUUUUUUAACCCCUCGGGUCCUGUGCCUGAAAAGUCUGAAACUUCAACAUCAUCUUCUACCGUCAAUCGUGAGGUCAUAUUUGAGGUAUCUUUUUCACAAGGAGUAGCUAUGAAAGUCUGCCAACUUUUCCUUGUUAAAGGGGAACUUGGCUGCCUCAAGCAUCUGACCCGAACCAUUUUCUGUAUAGAUAAUAAAGUCUGUAAGCUUCUUGGCCAAUUCGAAAGGAAGCAAAUUUAUAUAUACAGUUUCUUACAGGCAAUAAUUUUGAAAGGAUGUUUCUUCGCUAUAUUCGUACCAAUAUAUUAAUGUUUAGGGACACAAGCAGGAGUCUACAUAUGCUGAGAUUUUAGUACAAUUGAUGUCCUACAGUGUAAAGGUGGCACAGAACUAAUACAUAUCAGCUGUGUUUUAUAAUUCAAUGAUGAUUAAAGAAAGAUAAGGACCACUGUUCUCACUGAAACUAAAUCUGAUGUGGGACCAAGUCCAUGCUUUUAUAGAUGGCUGAAGUGUUGUAGAAUGAAGUUGCUUUAACGUACCAAAUCCUAGAAGAGAAACAUAGUGACCUUGACAUAUGAUAAAGUAACAUUUGGUAUACCAAUUUGCCUUCGUGAAAACGUUUAGCUUGAAUAAUACAUGCCAUUUUCAAUGACAGAUUAGAGGUGAAAGGGGAGACUAGGUGGAGAUGACCACCAGCAUCCUAUGUUAAUUCAAAGCACCACCAAGUCUGUAAUUAAACUUUGGUUAUGCCAAAUGAUAAUUGAAUUUUUGAAGACACAAAUUAUAAAAUCAUGUCUUGCAUGAUUAAUAAAUUAUUUAAUAAAUAAUUUAUUAAUCAUACAAGGCAUAAUAUUUUUAAAACAAGUAUAUUCCUUGCUUCCACACGUAUUUGGGUUCUUAAUUCAUCUAUAUCCAAGCCUCUUGUUAGUGAAAAUUACUUCUUAAAAGGUAAGCCUUUAUUAGACUCUUGAGGGCAAAUGGUACAUAUUCCUUUAAUGUAUAUUAUAUUUUAUUGGCUGGUGAUUUAUUUUUUCUUUUUCUUUUUUCUUUCCUUUUUUUGGAGACAGAGUCUCGCCCUGUCACCCAGGUUGGAGUGCAGUGGUGUGACCUCAGUUCACUGCAACCUCCGCCUCCCAAGUUCCAGCAGUUCUCCUGCCUCAGCCUCCCUAGUAGCUGGGACUACAAGUGCAUGCCUAGCUAACUUUUUUCUUUUCUUUUUAGUAGAGACAGGCUUUCACCAUGUUGGCUACACUAGUCUCAAACUUCUGACCUCAAGUGAUCCGCCCACUUCGGCCUCCCAAAGUGUUGGGAUUACUGACAUGAGCCACCGCACCCAGCAUGUAUUUCCUUUUUCAAAGAAAUACAUCUGCAGUAUUUUGAGAGUAAUUAGCAGAGAAUUUUUAGAGUAUUUUUGGUAGGAAACAUAGAUUUUUUUAAAUCAAAUUUCUGAAAUGGAAAAGAUAGAAAAUAUUACUUCUUUCUAAAGAAGGAUAAGUGUAGUCACUAGUAGAAAAACAUCGCUUGCCUAUUUCUUCCUCUUUUCUGUUUGCUUGGAUAUUGUUUAAUUCAAACUGUAGGUUUAGUCUUGUCUUUGUAACAGUUAAUGGAGAAAUGAUAAAAUUAAGUAUUCAGUGUAAACUAAAGAUCACUCUUUGUAUUUCCCCUGAUACAUUGACUGUAUGUAUGUAUAUAGAGUUUAUAUUGCUUAAUAUAUAAACAGAAAUUAUUAGAAUUUGAAGUACUAGAUAAAGGAGAGUUGUGUGGUUCUAGCGACAGUGGAUUGAUUGUAUUAAGGACCAAAACAACUGCAAGAUAAUAUAAAACACCUUGAAAACUGGAGUUAGGUUUCUAUUUUCUUUUUUUAUUUUAUUUUAUUUAUUUUUUUUUUUUUUGUGAGACAGAGUCUCGCUCCGUUGCCCAGGCUGGAGUGAGUGCAAUAGUGCGAUCUUGGCUCACUGCAAUCUCCACCUCCGGCGUUCAGGCAAUUCUCCUGUCUCAGCCUCCUCUGUAGCUGAGAUUAGAGGCAUGCACCACCACACCCUGCUAAUUUUUGUAGUUUCUGUAGAGACGGGUUUUCACCAUGUUGGCCAGGCUGGUCUCGAAUUCCUGACCUCAAUUGAUCCACCUGCCUUGGCCUCCCAAAGUUCUGGGAUUACAGGCGUGAGCCACCAUGCCUGGCCAGGUUUCUGUUAUAGAUUCCUCAAGUUGUAAUCAUCGUAAUUUAUGUGCACUAGAGUGUUUUAAUUAUGUUCGCACUGAUGCUACUUGUCAUAUAACUCGUUUUGUAAUUACCUGAGACCAUGAAGAAUGAAGGAGAGCCUUACCUUACCAUAGUCAUUUUGGGUGAAUACCAUAAACUGGGUGGCAUAACAACACGUUAUUUCUUACAGUUGGAGACUGAGAAACCCCAAGAUCAAGGUGCCAUCCAAUGCAAUUCCUGAUGAGGGCCAUCUUUGGGUUUGCAGAUGAUCUGCUUCUUGCUCUAGUCUCACUUGGCAGAAAGAGAGAGAGAAAAAAACCCUAACCCUAACCCUAACCCCUAACCCCUAAGCCUAACCCUAACCCUAACCCUAACCGUAACCCUAACCCUAACACUUUCCUGUCUCUUCUUCUAAGGACAUUAAUCCCAUUGGUGAGGGCUCAACCCUCAUAACAUAAUUACCACCCACAGGCCCCACUUUCAAAUCCCAUCACUUUUUAUGUUAGGGCUUCAACGUAUGAAUUUGCAGGCGAGGUGGAGAACACAAGUAUUCAGUUUAUAACAUAUCUAUAAUCUAGGUCGUUUCAUAAACCCAGAUAUGAGAAGGAUUGCCUGGUAGGCCUAAUCAUAUAUACAUGCACAAACAUAUAUGCAUAAUCUGCUUGACUUUCCGUUCUUAGAGUCUGACUUCUGUGGUCCCUAUGUAAAGAACAUAGGGCAAUAAAUAACCUAGUUCAAGCUUGUUUCUUACUGAGCUAGUCCUUAACCAGAUGGUAUCAAGAUCAUUUUAGAUAUUAGUGACUCUCUUAUAAUUAGUUACUAACUUUAUUUUUUACACUUCCAAGAACAGCAUCUUUGAAUCUUUUCAAUUAUAGCAUGCCUUAAAUGUGUAGGACCACUGAGUUCAGGAUGAAACACAUAGAUAUACUCUAGGUAAAUCAUACUAACAAAAUCACAACUGCAAGAUGUAAUCUGAUACUUUUGUUGGACAGUAAAGAAAAUACAUUUUGUAUACACAGUCACACAUUUUUUUUGUAAUGUGUCCUGUUAAUGUAAGCACACAGUCAUCACAGACUGAGACCGGACUUUAUUAGACCAGAUCUUGUGAGCUAAGUAAGAGCUUAACGUAUAUAACUUAUUUUAAUUGCUAUUGGGCAAAGGAAACCUAAUGCUUACAAUUUGUUUAUUGAAAAUUCAGAAAGCAUUUAGGAAAACUUUGCAUUUUAAAAUAUUUUUGGCUGAUUCUGAAUUAGAAGUUAGAUCCAUUUUAAAGAGGGUCUUAGCUACACGAAUAUAGCCUAUAAAGAAUCAGUAGUGAAAUAAUAAUGUUUAUAUUGAACCCCAGGAUGAGACAUUAUUUUUUCACCAUUUACAUCAGGCCUUUCUCUAAUUACCAGAGUUAACCUAAAGAGUAGUUUAAAACCGUGAAUUUUAUUGUCAGCAUUCUCUAUGGAGACCUGGACUAGUGCUUCCCAAACUUACAUGUGCAUGUAUCAAAUCAGCUGGGAAUAUUAUUAAAUGGAGAUUUCAAUUCAGUAGUUCUGGGGCGGCUUCUGGAAUGAUCAGUUUGCAACGAGCUCUUAGGUGUUAUCAAUUCUCCUGGUCUCCAGACCACAGUUAGAGUAAAAGAGCAUAGACUGCAUUUAGCUUCCAGAUUUUCUCUUUGAAGGGAAGGAGACAGAACUAUCAUUGUAAUCCUUUCUGUGGUCCAGGCCCUACAAUAUUCAUCAUCUCUUCUAAUCCUCUUAGAAAUCCUGUGAGGUUGGUGGUAAUAGAAGUUAAGUGGCCUGCUGAAGACCACACUCCCAAGCAGGACUGUGUAGACCAGUUUUCUCAAACCUGAAUAAUGUGCAUCAUUUUUUAAUAAGGAAAAAGUCUCUUAGCCCCUCAGUUUUUGGUUAACAUAUUUAUUAUAAUGUUACCUAAAUAAUAUAUACGUAAAACUAGAUAUAAAUGCUUUAUGUUUGUAGGUCUUACACAAGUAUAAAACCAGAACAAGUUUACAGGUUGACACAAGCAAAACUAUGAAACUACUAAAAUGUAAAAUAGUAUUAAAUAUGAUGGAUGGUGAUGUAUUGACAAAAUGAAGUCAUCACUUAAACUGUGUUGAUGGUACUGAGGGCUGCAGUACAGGCUCUCUUCAGUUCAGCAGGCAUGUGCUGCUGUGUGGUGACCCAGUUCACCCUGUUUUUUUCUCUUCAGACGGUUUAAUUCGUUCAGCACACAGCGAUGUUAUUUGGUUCUCUUCUAGCCUGAAUGCACCCUUCCCCUAUUAAAACAGCCUCUGUUCUCCAUAAGCCUUCCCCGACUAAUGUAUAACAGGCCCUUAAAAAGGAAGUAAAUACAAAUGCAGAACUAAGCGCUGAAAUGGUUCUGCCAAUAUUUGGUUUUAGUAGUUAUCCAAAUCGUUCAUCACAUGAAUAUUAAUUAUUUAAAAACGUUUCAUCAACAUGAAUAAUGCUUAAUUCUCACACUUUCCUACUCCUGACACAUACACACUCCACAAGAAUUUCUCCUGGACCCCAGUUUAAGAAGCAACCGUUUAGUGGUCAGUAACAUAGUAGGCACUUCGGCUCCUGACACACUCAGACAUUGGGCCUGUUUCUCAGCCUUUUCUGAACCUCAGUGUUUUCCUGUAUUCACUGGGGAUAAUAAUAAUUGAAUUAUUAGAAGGAACAAAUGCAAUAAUGUACAUAAAGCAGGCAUAGUAGUGUUUAUAAUAUAUAUUCCAUAUAUAUAUAUUCCAUAUAUAUAUAUAUAUAUAUAUUCCAUAUAUAUAUAUAUAUAUAUAUAUAUUCCAUAUUGAGUGGUAGAAUCAGGAUUCAAAUACAAAUCUGACUCCAAAGCUCAUGCUUUUAUAAAAAAUAGUUUAAAUAUAGAAUAUCAGUGUAAAUUACUUAUUUAAAAAGUUUUUUGUCCUAUAUUUUCUCAAAAAUAUUUAUUAUCAAAUUAAUGAUUCUAUAGAGGGUAAAAUAGCUAAAUUUCCUUUUAAAGAUUGUACGAUGUGCUGAUUUCAAAUCGGCAUGAAAUAAAUACAGAUUUCAUUUAAAGGCAGUCGUGCCAGAUUGUGCUGCAGAGAAGGAAUAUUAGGACCAUUGGGCUUAGUGGUCCUAAUAUUGGCAUUAUUAAUCUCUUGCAUAUUUAUGUUCAGUAACUAGUAACACGAGAUUCUCCCUGAAUUGCCAUACAGCCUUUUUGCCAAAGAAGCAUUCCCCCCAAUCAGUAUUAUUCUGAUGUUCCAUGCCAGUUUGUGUGAAGUCGUGUACAAACAUCUUUUUUUUUUUUUUUUUUUUUUUUUGAGACGGAGUUUCGCUCUUGUUACCCUGGCUGGAGUGCAAUGGCGCGAUCUCGGCUCACCACAACCUCCGCCUCCUGGGUUCAGGCAAUUCUCCUGCCUCAGCCUCCUGAGUAGCUGGGAUUACAGGCGCGCGCCACCGUGCCCAGCUAAUUUUUUGUAUUUUUAGUAGAGACGGGGUUUCACCAUGUUGAGCAGGAUGGUCUCCAUCUCUUGACCUCGUGAUCCACCCGCCUCGGCCUCCCAAAGUGCUGGGAUUACAGGCUUGAGCCACCGCGCCCGGCCAUGUACAAACAUCUUAAUGUUCAUAUGUAAAACAUCUUUCAAAACUUUAAAACAGUUUCUAGUCAGUCUUUUUUCUUAGUUUUCUAAGAUAAACUGCAGUUCUGAAAAAUGAAGAAACAUACUAUAGGCUGAAUUUUUGUUUGUUUUGCUUUAUCUCUCUUUGGGUAAUGGGAGAAAAUACUAGGAGAGAGUUGCAAAAGAAACUAAUCUGGUAACUAUUAACAAAGAUGAUAGGUAUCAAAAUUAAAAAUUUUCUCUACUUACUGAAACAUAAAUUUGCACAAAUUAUUAAAGUAAUGGAGACACAGGAAAUGUGAGGCUGUUACUGCAUUUUGUUAAUUAAGAUUAUUUUUAAAAUAUUUCCCUUAUUGAAUCCUAGAUAACACAAUAAUUAUGGUUUAUGUUGUGGAAAUUACUGAUUCUUUCCAUUGCAGCCUCUUUUCUACAUCUUGAGAGUUUUAAGUUUACUGAAUUAAUUUCUCUCCAUAUGUGUGGGUUAUCAAGGUAGAAUAUAUCAAGAUUCUGUAAUACUUCAUAACUGCCUCUACGUAUCACACCAUAAGAAAAUUGCUCCUCUGGAUGCAAUGGCUUGCGCCUGUAAUCCCAGCAUUUUGGGAGGCUAAGGCGGAUGGAUCACCUGAGGUCAAAAGUUUGAGACCAGCCUGGCCAACAUAGUGAAACGCCGUCUCUGCUAAAAAAACAAAAACAAAAAACUACAGAAUUUAGCCAGGCAUUGUGACAUGCACCUGUAGUCCCAGCUACUCAGGAGACGGAGGCAGGAAAAUCACUUGAACCUGGGAGGUGGAGGUUGCAGUGAGCUGAGAUCGCAUCACUGCACUCCAGCCUGGGUGACAGAGCGAGACUGUCUCCAAAAGGAAAAGAAAAUUGUUCUGGUAUAACAUUUAUAGAUAUAGCCCAGUCUUCCUAAUUUUCUUCAUUUCAACCAUGUUAUUUGACUUGAGUUAGAAGCCUACUUAAAGUUAAGUUCCUUUCUCUUACUGAAUACAAAGACAUUUUUAUAUAACUUUUCUUUUACUUCUUGAAUAGAAUGACCUCUAGUCUUUUGCUUCUUUAAAAUCCAAACUUAUUUUUUAUUAGUAGGUUUAUAAGGCAUUUGACUAUUUCUUUAUGUUUUCUAGUUUAGAUGUGUCUGACAUUUACAUUUUGAAAUAAUAUAAAUUAUAAAAUGUAUUUUUAAAUAGGUAGGUUAUGUUAUCUAUCAAUUUUAUUUCCAAUAGUAAAUUAGGUGUUAAAAUUUAUUAGGAAAUUUAUUUAUUACACUGAAACCUCUUAUUUUACAAAUGAAAUGGAGGCUCAAGCUAGUGAAAGCAGGUUGGACUAAGAGCCAAAUCAUGUAGAUUCUAGGUCAUUUCAGGGUGACUUUGCCACUGAUAGCUUGAGCUGUUUGGUUGAUAACUACAUCUGCACAGCUGUUAGACUUUAACAUUUUCCCUUAUGUCCUCUAAAGAAGGGUUUUUUUAAAAAAUUCAUUAUUUAUGUUUUGUUUAGAUGACAUUUGCUUAGCCAAGUUCCAGGGGAGGACCAGAGUUUGGGGCCUAGCAGCAGAGGUUAGCAGUCAUCAUUCUGGGACUAUGAAAAUAUUUUGAGGUGGGUUUAAUGUUAAAUUUAAACAUUUGGAUUUUUGUUUUUAUACAAAUGCUCAUUUACUGUCUCAUCCCUUAAGUAGAAAUUCCUCCUUUGGGCAAAGUUAAACAGGAAAGUAGCAUUUAGAACCACUUCUUGGGCAACCAGAUAACACUAAGAAAAUGUUCACCUGAAUGUGAUGAACUUACGCCACCUAGAAAACGGCACAGACUUUGACAGUCAUACCCUAUCAAGUGCCAAAAGCAUGCCAAGGUAAGCUUCAUAAUAAAAUUAUGGAGGCCGUUACAGGAGAAAAUGCAUUUUUACCUAUGAGCUCAUUUUUCUGACAUUAAUUUGCUAGCAUAGAAAUUCUAGCUCGUUCCUGCAUGAAAUGGGCAAGAUCACAAUACAGAGAACUCUAUACUUCUUCCACUCAUUCAACAAAUCAUUACUAAGAAUCUAUAUGCUAAAAUAAUAUUAGCUGCUAUAACAAACCGUCUGAAAAUGCAUAAUGGCUUCACCACAAUAGAAAUGUAUUUUUCACAUAAAACCUAAACAGAUGUUCUUGAUGAGCAAGCAGCUCUUCUCCAAGUCCUGAUUCAGAGACCUAAGCAUCUUCAAUAUUGGGGCUCUGCCAGCUUCAACAUGUGGCUCCCAAAGGAUUCGUGCUUUUCUGCUUCAAGCUGGCAGAUGGGAAAACAGCAUGGAGGACCUGCCCACAACGUUUUUAUAUGCCAGACCUGGAGGUGGCACAUACCACUUACAUUCAAAUGCCAUUAUGUAGAAUCAGUCACUGGGCUACACAUACGUGCAAGGUUAGGAGGACAGAAAAUGUAGUCUGCGGGCCCAGGAGGAAGAGAAUAAGAGUUGGUGCUCAGCUUUCUGUAUUAAACUUUUGGCCUAUCUGCUUGGUGCUGGAAACAUAAAAUUAUAAAAGAGAUAUUCCAGCUAAGUGGAAAUAAAUUGCAACAUAGUGAAAGAAAUGCCUUACUACAGAUACAUCAAAUGCCACUUCACAGAGUAAGUCAGUGACACAUGAUCACAGUUUUGCCUCAAACAAAAUCCCUGGCAUAACUUGGGACACUGAACUGAAGCUCUUAGUAUCUUGAAUCCCUGUCACCAUGUGUGCAAAUACAGGCAUAGCUUGGAGUACAGUAUGUUCCAUUUCAAAUAACUGCAGUAAAGUGAAUAUUGCAAUAAAGCAAGUCACCAGAGUUUUAAUUUCUCAGUGCAUAUAAAACUUACGUUUGUAGUGUGCAAUAGCAUUAUGUUUUUUAAAAGCCAGUUUACAUACCUUAAUUUAAAAAUUCCUUAUUGUGAAAAAAUGCUAACGAUCAUUUGAGCCUUCAGCAAGUCGUAAUCUUUUUGCUGGUAGAGGGUCUUACCUUGUUGAUGGCUAUUCCAGGUGGUGGCUACUAAAGCUUGGAGUGACUAUGGCAAUUUCUUAAAAUCAACCAGCUAUUAAGUUUUCCACA
Messenger RNA from Callithrix jacchus (white-tufted-ear marmoset), 12563 nucleotides. It is a transcript of the gene GDAP2, whose product is annotated as ganglioside induced differentiation associated protein 2. Lineage: Eukaryota; Metazoa; Chordata; Mammalia; Primates; Cebidae. The record is from RefSeq and is a predicted model, not a curated record.